AUGACAGGGAGGGAAAUCACCAAGCCAAAACACCUCAUUACGGAUCUUGAGAACCUGCGGCCUGAUUAUGGGAAAUUUAUCGCUGAACCGCUUGAGCGAGGAUUUGGAACGACUAUUGGUAACUCGCUUCGACGUGUCCUGCUUUCUUCGAUUCAAGGCGCGGCUGUUAUAGCUGUUGCUAUUGAUGGAGUGAAGCAUGAGUUCUCGACGCUUGACGGGAUGAAAGAGGAUGUUACUCAGGUUCUUCUUAACCUUAAAGAAAUUCGACUCCAAGUUGAUACGGAUGAGGUUAUCACCUUGGUUUUAUCCGCAGAAGGCUCCGGCAACAUUACAGCAGCAGAUAUUCAACCGAACGGACAGGUUGAAAUCAUCAACCCGGACCAACAUAUUGCAACGCUCGACAAGUGCGAUGGUUUGAAUAUGGAAAUCCAAGUUUGUCGAAGCAGAGGAUAUGAGUUCGGGGAAGAGCAUCUGAACUAUAAUCAACAGAUCGGAGUUAUCCCGGUCGAUUCCAAGUUUUCACCAGUUAGAAAAGUCAAUUUCGUGGUUGAAGAAACACGGGUUGGACACAUGACGGACUAUGACCGGCUUAUCCUAGAAGUGUGGACAGAUGCGAGUAUCACUGCGAAAGAAGCGGUUACACAAGCCUCGGGCAUUUUGCUAGAGCAAUUUAGGCUCUUUAGCGAUUUCGAUGAAACCUACGUGGAACCAGUCGAGGAAGUCAACGAAGAAGAACUCCAGCGUGAGAAAUGGCUAUCGAAGCCUGUUGCGGAACUCGAACUUUCGGUGCGAUCCGCCAAUUGUCUGGAAGCUGCGAAGAUCACAACCAUCCGAGACCUCGUGAUCAAGACUGAGCAAGAGAUGUUGAAAUUUCGUAAUUUCGGCAGAAAAUCCCUGAACGAAAUUAAGGACAUUCUUUCGGAGAUGGGACUUUCUUUAGGGAUAACCCUUGGCAACGAUAAUUGA
Messenger RNA from Geodia barretti, 966 nucleotides. The record is from the annotation of a GenBank genome assembly. NCBI's taxonomy places the organism in Eukaryota, Metazoa, Porifera, Demospongiae, Tetractinellida, Geodiidae.